CCUCUCAUUGAAAAAGACAAGUUUAAAUCAAGAGAAUGUGGAUAACAUUUUGACUAGUUGCCCAUCUUUAGAAUGGUUUAGUAUAAGCGAAUGCCCUUGUCCAUUUCGUUUGAAAUUAUCUAGUGGAUGUUGGUUUCUCAGGCUGAGACACUUGAGGAUAUUUGUUGCAAGCCUUUAGAAAAAGUUGAAAUUCAUGAUGGCAUAAGUAUUGCAUCAAUUGAGUACGACGCAAAGAUGUUUGGGCAGGUCUUGUUAAAGAAUAGUGCACAACUUGUUAGACUAUGUAUGACUUUGCAGUCUCAUUGUAGAACUAUGCAGUCUGAUCCUAGAACUCAAAUGACAUACGUCCUUGGCUCACUUGCAAAAGACUUUUCUAGUUGAGACUUUAUUAUUGUGCACUCCGUAUGUCCAGGUUGAUUUAAUAUCUAAGCACUUAACCACAUUUACUAGCUAGACUAAAGCAAUUGAAGCUAUUAGGUGUAAGAUUUAGAAAAAUCCUGCUGGACCUGACCUCUGCUUUUUUGGAGGCGGCUCCAUCAUUGUUGGAACUUGAGAUGGAUUUGAUGGACAUGGAAGAUGCGAAAAAUGGAUGCGGAAUGAUAUUUGUAGACUCAAAAGAGUCCAAGACAACCUCAUGGUUUAAGCGAUUUAUAGGGUGUCAGCGGAAGCCAGAGGUGACCUGGCCAUUUCCUUUUGUGGAGGGCGGACUGUUUAUCCUGACCCUGCGUGCUGGUGUUGAUGGGUACCAUAUCAAUGAUGGGGGUCGGCAUCUGACUUCAUUUCCGUAUAGGACAGAGUUUACUCUUGAAGAUGCAACAGGACUAGCAAUUAAAGGAGACGUGGAUGUUCAUUCAGUUUAUGCUACGUCUCUCCCUACUUCUCAUCCGAGUUUCUCACCUCAACGAGUAUUGGAAUUUUCAGACAAGUGGAAAACCCAUCCUACACCCAAGAGCAAGAUUCAGGUCUUUGUUGGAGUGCUAUCUGCUACUAAUCACUUUGCUGAACGCAUGGCUGUUAGAAAAACUUGGAUGCAAGCUACUGCUAUCAAGUCUUCAAAUGUAGUAGUUCCAUUCUUUGUUGCAUUGAAUCCAAGGAAGGAGGUGAAUGCAGUGCUGAAAAAGGAGGCGGCUUACUUUGGUGAUAUUGUGAUUUUGCCCUUUAUGGAUUGCUAUGAGCUUGUUGUUCUCAAAACUUUUGCUAUCUGUGAGUUUGGGGUUCAGAAUGUGACCACUGCAUACAUAAUGAAAUGUGAUGAUGACAUGUUCGUUACAGUGGACACCGUCCUGAAAGAAAUUGAGGGUAUCUCUCCUAAUAGGUCCCUUUAUAUGGGCAAUCUCAAUCUCUUGCAUCGCCCUCUCCGAAGUGGAAAAUGGGCAGUCACAUAUGAGAAGAAGUAUAUCCUCAUUAUGCCAAUGGGCCUGGAUAUAUAAUUUCCAGUGAUAUUGCUAAAUAUGUUGUCUCUCAACAUGGCAAUCGAAGCCUCAGGCUCUUCAAGAUGGAGGAUGUAAGCAUGAGAAUGUGGGUCGAGCAAUUUAACGGUUCCAUGGCGGCCGUCCAGUACUCCCACAACUGGAAAUUUUGUCAGCAUGGGUGCAUGGAAAACUAUUUCACUGCACAUUAUCAAUCCCCAAGGCAGAUGAUCUGUCUUUGGGACAAAUUGGCGAGGGGUCGGGCUCAUUGCUACAACUUUAGAUGACAAUGAGCUGCUCGUAAAAUUAGAUUGAGCUCAACUUCCUCCUCUCUUCCCCCACCCCCACUUUGUAUUUUUCACCCAUCUUGGGUGCUGAUUUUUUGUCCAUUUAGGUUUGUGGAUCAAAAUAUGGACUCAUGGAUGAAUUGUGAGAAUCAGUUUGCAAUGACUUUACCAAAGCAUGAUGUGUUAUAUAUUUACAUGGUCUCAAUAUAUUCAU
This is a messenger RNA of Alnus glutinosa, 1910 nucleotides long. Its product is annotated as hydroxyproline O-galactosyltransferase GALT2-like. The record is from RefSeq and is a predicted model, not a curated record. Gene Ontology annotation, cellular component: Golgi membrane. Gene Ontology annotation, molecular function: carbohydrate binding; galactosyltransferase activity. Bases 555 to 1430 code for a protein of 291 amino acids. The transcript is spliced from 8 exons. NCBI's taxonomy places the organism in Eukaryota, Viridiplantae, Streptophyta, Magnoliopsida, Fagales, Betulaceae.